Messenger RNA from Diprion similis, 1203 nucleotides. RefSeq names its product zinc finger protein 830. Gene Ontology annotation, molecular function: zinc ion binding; nucleic acid binding. Gene Ontology annotation, cellular component: nucleus; spliceosomal complex. Gene Ontology annotation, biological process: mitotic DNA replication checkpoint signaling; mitotic DNA damage checkpoint signaling; nuclear DNA replication. Bases 101 to 976 code for a protein of 291 amino acids. The record is from RefSeq and is a predicted model, not a curated record. NCBI's taxonomy places the organism in Eukaryota, Metazoa, Arthropoda, Insecta, Hymenoptera, Diprionidae. The transcript has 4 exons.
CAACACAACAGACACGUCCUAACCUAAGUUCACUUUAUUAAAGUUUGUUUAGCUCGUAAACUUCGUAAGUUUUGACGAUAUACACAAACCAAAAUCAAUUAUGUCUCUGAAAAACGUUAAGAAGAAAGUGACGCAAACAGAUUUGCGUCGAGUUAUGAAUGAGCAUAAAAAGAAGCUGACCACGGUCACGAGAAUCGAAUCACCGAUCGCAAAGUACACAGAUUCGGGUCAGCUGAUAUGCAUACUCUGCAAAACAAUGGUGCGCACCGAAGCGGUAUGGAAUAUCCACCUGAACUCCAAGGCUCACAAAGAAAACAUCAGUCUCGCCAAAAAGGAACAUUCCGAGCCUCCCAAACCUGCUCCGAUCGUUCCGCACAGUUUUAAACGGCCUACAUCUUCUGCGAGCGUGGAAGUACCGAACAAAAAACUAAAGAGUAUUUUGAAAAAUGGCCCUGCAGUGCCAUCGGCAUUGCCAGACGAUUUCUUCGACAAAACAUCCGCAACUCAACCUCAUCGUAAUGUUCAGGCGGCCAAAAUUGAGGUGACGAAGGAAUCGGCGGAAAGUGAGGAUGUCGAGAUGGAAGAGAAGGAGGAGGAAAAGGAUCUCAGUCAGGCUCAGCUUCCGGAAGGCUUUUUCGACGAUCCUAUCAUGGACGCUAAGGUAAGAAACGUCGAGUACAAAGACCCGAUUGAAGAAGAGUGGGAAAAGUUUCAAAAAGAGAUUAAAGAGGAAGCUGCACAGUCGGCUCAGAUCAUAGCUGAUGAUCAGGAGGAAGCGACGACCGAGAGGCAAUUGGACGAAAUAGAAGAACAGAUGCGACACUGGUCCAGAGUCCUAGAGCUGGAACGGCGCAGGGAAGAAGUGCUGGAGCAUGUCGAAAGAAAGAGCGCAGCUGUAGAGGAGGAAGUUUCCAGCGGAGACGAGGCUGAGUUCGACGAGUUCCUCGAUUGGCGGGCUAAAAAAUCAUACAAGUAAUGAAUAAACUUGUAACGACAUCGCGGAGUGUACAUUAUUUAUUUCAUCUGUAAAUACUCUCGUUGAUUUAUUUGUCUGUUUGUUGUACGUGCGAAAUUCCCGUUGCUUUGGUACGAUAAACAAUUCCCAACUUGUAUAGAAAUUAAGUCUGAAUAAUCUGAUACGAAAGGAAUAAAUUUUGAUAAAACAGUUUGGAGGAAUCGAACUGGCCAAUUCCUACUCAGUAU